GCACGUCUCAUUUAUUCUAUCAAGGUUUUCAUCCGAGAAAGCUAGUGUGUUGCAACAACUACAAUCUUGUCUUCAGCCUGCUAUUAAUGCCUUAAUGUCUGACCAAGUUCUUGGUGAAGAAGCUGUGGCAGAUGUUAUUACCAUCUUAGAACAACUGGAUGCUCCUGACACAGCAUCAGAAGCUCUUUACGACAUUGUCAUGGAGAAGUCCGACAGCGACCCUAACAUCGUAGUGAGAUUUUUAGAGUCUGUUGGCAAAGUAAACUUGACUAUUUGCAAUCUUGUUCGUUCGUCUGCACGUUUAACUUGGCAACAACUGAGACAAAAACGAGAGGAAGUGGUCCAAACGUUAGACACGAGUGCUGUUCUUGCUGCAUGUGCUGAAAAGGGUAUCAUCACACAACAGCAGCACCAGGGUUUACUAAGGAUCAAGAAGAUGGGAAAGCCUUCUGAUUUUAUCAAUGACAGAUUUCUGCAUGUAUUGGAAAAGUUGUCUAACGAUGAACAACAAGCGUCACAGUUAGAAGAAUUUGAGAAGAUUCUUAUGGACAAGCAGCCAAACGUCCUGAAGACAUUGCUAGAAGCAGAUCAAGAUCUUAGCACGAAUGAUAGUAGCAGUGAGCCGAUUGGCUCUGGUAGCGACUUGGCGUCUCAAACAACAGCAAGUUGCGUUAUAGAGGAAUCUGCUGCAAUUUCAACUGCAAACAGUACAAAAGAAGCGUCGUCUUCAGUUUGCAAUGAUGAGACGAUACCCUCAGAACGUAGUGUGCAGCUUCAGCUUAGCAAUGUAGUCGAAAAUGAGAAAUAUUCUGAAAGACGUUUUACGUUUGAAGGUGGGCGCCAGCACUUUCUGCCACUAGACCAACUAGGACGACCGCGAGCUCCACCAGCUACAGCGCCGUGGCUAUGGAAUUCACAGCAACUCUUAGGCUUUGAAGCAGGUCACACUCACUCGGUCCAUAGUCCGUUACCUGCUGUUUCCGUUUGCUCACAUCCGGGUAACAAUUGGCAUAAUAAUUUUUAUCGGCCGAUUCUUCCUGUGUCGGCUGCGAGUACGACGUUCAGUUCGCCGCCAGACUCUUGUGCAGUUGCUAUGACUUCGUCGAGAAAACGACCUAGAACUUCAGAAUCAAUGGCACUUGCUUUGUCUUCUGCAAGUUCUCUUGUUCAAUCCUUUUCAGGUUACGAUUCCUAUACUACGGAAACUUGUCAGGCACUUGGUCAGUUUGAUAAUACUGACAAUUCCUCUUUGGUAAAUGUGAAGCGACAAUUUUACAAAAUGUUGAUUGGCAACGGUCGUCCCGAUUGUGAUAAAGACGACAGCUUUUUCACAGUUGAGCUAGAAGAGCUCACUCCAGACAAGGUAAUAGGUCUAUACCGCAGAUGUGGCGGUAAGGGUUUUGCUGCCCAUCUCAAGCCAUAUUUAGUGGACUUGCUGAAGCGACGAGAAAACUUUCAAUCAAUUGUGGAUACGUUUAUUUCCUCGAUAAACUAUGAAGCAAGGGAAACGAAAGCAGGGGAAACUGCCGUGCUGUCUCCUCUACUCUUGGAGCUAACACCUAAAGAUGUUUUUGUUGCUUUGUUAGAGGUAAUGCCCGAAGCAGCUCACAGUCGCCUCGUGUCUCUCUAUUCAAGUUUAUACUGUGCUCUUCCGGUCGCUUACGUUCUUCAACUUCCGAGAGGCGACGUCCGACCAGUCACAAACUUUCAAUCUCUUCAAGAUGUUCUCGCAGUCCCAAGUUAUCCACUCGUCGUAUCAUGUGGUACAGCAAGCGCAGUACGUAAAGGAAAAUCGACAUUGACGGGGAAGUUGGUAGGACAACUAGAGACUACGUCGUUGAGCUUUGAUUCUUUCGAUGUGUGUCCUGCCAAAGCUGAUGUCGGCUUAUCUCAUUCCCCUUCUAUUGAUCUUGUACUUGAGGUCAAAUCUAACGUUCCUUGCGGUCUCAAUUUUGCCGAUGUUCACGGGUUUACGAAGGAGGAAACGUUUCGAUAUGCUUUGUCCACUCUUUGCUCGGUCGCAGCACUAGUACUUGUUCACGUGACUGCUAAUGAUUUUGGUCCUGGCGGUUCUCUUGGUGACAGCUUACGAUCGUUCUUACUAAACAGUUGUAAUCUUCAUUCCACAAACGCAGAGAUUGUCGUUUUUGUUCGUGAUGUCUCUCUCAGUUCUGAAAUGUCCGAUACUCUUCCACCAUUGUCAUCAAUUAGUCAAUCGUUAAGAGAGAUCCUUCCCAAUAGAGUAGCAAAAGUUAUGCUCGUCGAAGACCUUGCCAAAUGUCGUACAGAAGGGCAGCGGCAAAUUACUGUCGUACGUAUUAGAGAUCAAAUAGCACCAAUAUUUCGCAAACUCAAACAACUAUUGCCAUGCUCGCAAGUUAUUCAAAGGCGUUUUGUGUCCUGUUACACAGGACAAGGUGUGGCCUUAGUUCCUUACGCAAGGGAAUUUAGUAGGCAAUUCGACGGAUUUUCUUCCUUAGGAAGAGAAACGUUUGUAGCUCUUGAAGCAAGUAAUCCGGAGAAAGGCAAGCUUGCUAACCGUCUCUUUCCUCUAACAGCAAUUUACGCAGCUAUGGCUAAAAAUCGUCACCAGGAGAAAGAACUUCAGGAAAUCGGACAUAAAGGGAAUAGAGGUGAGCUUCACGUAGAAUUAGCAAAUUUAGGACAAGAGAUGAGAGAGUUGGAGACUCGACGGCAAACGAUUUCCGAGAUUUCUUAUCCAGUCAAACUAUUCAUUAGUCUUGUGUCAGAGGAAAAGCACCAUCAGUUGGCUGAAUUCCAACAUUACUUGGAGUUGUGGAAAGCGGAAUAUUUCAAUCCUCAUUUUAGAGAGAGACGGAAUCUAAUGGAACAGCUAGAAUCAAGUAGAAACGCAGAUCAAACGGAAAGUGAACAGCAGAGUCAACACAGAAUAGAUGAUAUCAAACGUCAGCUGGAGGAAGUUUCAUUUUGCAUAGAUCAGUUAGAUAUAUCGAUAGACUCCUUUUGGAGUGAGUUGAUGGAACUUUGUGCUUUGUUAGAAGAUGAUGCAAUAGUGAAUGAUCAUUUGAGCAAACUUUGUCUAGAUCCCCGGGUAAUUAAUUAA
Messenger RNA from Corticium candelabrum, 3085 nucleotides. RefSeq lists its product as uncharacterized. NCBI's taxonomy places the organism in Eukaryota, Metazoa, Porifera, Homoscleromorpha, Homosclerophorida, Plakinidae. Bases 95 to 3085 code for a protein of 996 amino acids. The transcript is spliced from 6 exons. The record is from RefSeq and is a predicted model, not a curated record.